AGAGGAAGUUUAUGUGAAAAAAGAAAAAAAAAUUGGUGUGAAACUAACGGGUGUGACAACUGUCACAUGACUUUGUACCAAAACUCAGUUUUUGCAUCCCGCAUUUCCCUCUUUAUAUUUAGAGGGCAUUAUUCGUUGAUUCGGUAACUAUAAGAGUAAAAAGGUGAUAUCUUUGAAUACCGUUAAACAAAAUGAUGCUCUACGAUGGAUUCCGGGAAAUUCUCAAGAUUCAAAAGUUUCGUAGAGUGAUAUCUUAUACUGUAUUCUAUUGCUUUACUGCUGUCUUGACCUACGCUUACACUAGCAACACGACUAGGGCUGGUUAUUCUCGAGGUGAUCAAUUUUAUGCAUCAUACCCAGCUGGGACUGAGCUUUUAACAGACUCGACUAAGUUAUACAAAGCCGCGCUUGGCAACUGCUUCGAAACGGAGGAAUGGGGUCCGAUUGAGUAUUGCAUCAUGGCUAAACACUUUGAGCGGCAAGGGAAAUCACCUUAUGCUUAUCAUUCGAAAUACAUGGCACACCUUCUUUCUCACGGGCAACUUGACGGAAGUGGCUAGAAUGGAACUACCAAUCUAUUGCGAAAUGAAUGAGUGAAAAAUUAUUUGUACACAUAUUGAAUUAAAACCAUGGAUGUAAUUGGAUUUAUCUUGUAGCAGCAUAGAAAACCUGAAGCUCUAGUGUUUGUGAAGCCAGGACUGGCGCGUCACUGCCACUUUUCUUUCUAAUUCUCUUUUUGUUCUUAUUGUACAUUGGAACCUUGGAUGUUACGAACUUGGUUUAGAUUAGAUCUAAGAGAUCACAUUGCAGUCUUACUGGUUUCUUACGCU
Pistacia vera is the source of this 830-nucleotide messenger RNA. RefSeq lists its product as uncharacterized. The record is from RefSeq and is a predicted model, not a curated record. The coding region runs from base 192 to 560 and encodes 122 amino acids. The transcript has 5 exons. Lineage: Eukaryota; Viridiplantae; Streptophyta; Magnoliopsida; Sapindales; Anacardiaceae.